CGGGGCAUGCCGGGAGGAUGGAGCUGCUGCCGGGCGAGGAGUGGCGGGCGCGCGCGGGGCGCCUCUGGGGGUCUCUGGGGCCGGCGCGGAGGGAGGGGCUGGUGCGCGCGCGGUCGCCCCGGGAGACGCUCCGCCUGGCCGCCCCCCUCCUCGGGAGCGCGGAGGAGCGGAGCCUGCGCCGCCUGUCCCGCCGCCUCUCGGUGCGGAAGGAGCCCCGGCUGGCCGAGCCCUGCCGGCAGGAGGGCAACCGGCGCUUCCGGGCCGGCGAGCACCGCGCGGCCGCCGCGCUCUACUCCAGGGCCUUGUCCCACGCGGAGGCUGGCAGUCCAGAAAUGGCCACCUGUUACGCCAAUCGCUCUGCAGCCCUUUUCCAUCUUGGUCAGUUUGAGGUCUGCCUGGAGGACAUCGGACGGGCGCAGCAGAUGGGGAGCUGCCCAGAGAAGCUGCUGCCGAAGAUCCAGCUGCGCAGGGCCGAGUGCCUGCUGUCUUUGGGCCGGCUGCAGGAAGCGGCAGACACCCUGCGCCGCGUGGAGGAGAGCCUCUCUGCGGAGCAGAGGCCGGAGGCCGCCCGUCACCGGGCACUGCUGGGCCGGCUGCAACAGGUGCGGGACGGAGGUGGUGAGGAGAGCGGGGCCUUCCAUCGCCCGUCUGCUGCGCCCGGCCAGGUUGCACCAGACCCGGAGCCCUGGGAGGAGAGCAGCCACGUCUCUGGCGCCUCGGUGGCCGUGAGCUUGCGUUUUUCCAGCUGCAAAGGGCGCCAUUUAGUUGCCGCCGAGGAUCUUCCUCCUGGGAAGCUGUUAGUGAGGGAAGCAGCAUUCGCCAGCGUCCUCUGUCCCGGGGAGAGCCUCUUGCUGGAAGGGACCGUCCAGGCCCUGCAGGACGGGCGGCUGGCCAACCCCGACCUCCACUGCCACCACUGCCUGCGCCCGCUGCUGGCCUCCGUGCCCUGCCGAGGGUGCAGCUAUAGCAGGUACUGCGGCCCUGGCUGUGCCCAGCUGGCGUGGAGCAGCUACCACUGGGCAGAAUGCGCCCUCGGAGGGCUGCUGCUGGCGCUGGGAGUCUUCUGCCACGUGGCCCUCCGGACCGUGCUGGUGGCUGGCUUCGCGCAAGUGAAGGCCUUGGUCACCCGGACGCAGGAGGGAGGCGCCCCCGUUGCUGUGGCGGCUGCAGAACAGGGCGCCCGGCCCAUUCCUGGCUGUGAGGCCGACGGACGGUACAGCGGCUCCUACCGGGCCAUCUUCAGCCUUCUGCCUCACACGGAUCGGCACAGCCCCGGCCUCAGGUUCCUCUGUGGUCUGAGCGUGGCCGCCUUGUGCAAGGCCCUGGAGGAGGACGCUGGCCUGGAAGCCUGGAUCGCAAAGGGGGCCGAGGAGGAGGAGGAGGAAGCAGACGCCCCUGCUGGGCUGGAAGUCUUGGGGGAGGCCAUGCUGCGUCACGUGCUGCAGCUGCAGUGCAACGGCCAGGCUGUGACCGCCCUGCGCCCGUCAGGACCCGAAGACGGGCCGGUGGCCGGCAGUGGGCAGGUACGCCUGGCCACGGGCCUCUUCCCGGCCCUCAGCCUGUUGAACCACUCCUGCGACCCCAACACCAGCGUGGCUUUCACCGGCCGCACAGCAGAGGUCAGGGCCUUGUGCCCGAUUCCUCGUGGGCAGGAGCUCUUCCACUGCUACGGGCCCCAUAGGUGCCGCAUGGGGGCUGCUGAGCGGCGCAGGCGCCUCCUGGCUCAGUACUUCUUUGAGUGCCGCUGUCAGGCCUGCCUGGAGGAGCUGCAGCCCAGGGACGCCCCUGAGGCCGCCCUCUUCUGCUGCCCAGCCUGCCAGAGCCCCAUGCAGGGGAGAGGCACCCUCCGCUGCUCAGGCGAGGCCUGCAACCACCUGGCCCCCGAGGAGGACUUCCACCGCCGGCUGCUUCAUCUUCGGCACUCGACCCGGUCAGCCUCGGAGCUCCUGGAGCAGGACAAGCCAGGUCGGGCCCUGGAGCUGCUGCAGAAGUGCCAACUGGACGCCCAGCGCUUCCUCUCUCCAGCGCACCUGAGCAUGGGCGAGAUCGAGGACCACCUGGCCCAGGUGUAUGCAGCCACAGGGAGGUGGCAGGAAGCGGCCGGGCACCUGCGCAGGAGCCUCCGGGCUGUGGAGGCCCACUUCGGCCCUGCCAGCGUCGAAGCCGGCCAGGAAGUCUUCAAGCUGGCCCAGGUCCUCUUCAACGGGCGCUUGGCCUCCGAAGCCCUGCAGGCCGUCCAGAGGGCCGAGGCGGUUUUGUGGGUGCACCUGGGCCCAGAGAGCAGCCAGCUGCAGGAGCUGAGAGACAUGAGGGUCUGCCUGGAGGAGGAGCUGCUCCGAACCGCACCCGCAACAGCCGCCCAGCUGCUGUGAGCAGAUACGCCAGUCGGCCUGCUGUGCGGAAGGGGCUCGGCACGCACACACAAACCCCCGCCCAUUAAGGAGCCAAAGCAAGAAAUCACCAGACCAUAUGCAGAUGGGCCUGGCGGGGGAUCCAACGGCCUCGCCACCCAUGCAGCCUUGCCAGGAUGCCAGGCCUGGGUCCGUGCCAGCCCAAGGGCAUCGUUGCCUGGGAGGGAAACAGGCUGCUGCAUUUGUCGA
Molecule: messenger RNA, 2600 nt
Organism: Crotalus tigris (Tiger rattlesnake)
Lineage: Eukaryota; Metazoa; Chordata; Lepidosauria; Squamata; Viperidae
Gene: SMYD4
Product: SET and MYND domain containing 4
Exons: 10
Coding region: 18-2372 (784 amino acids)
Molecular function (GO): protein binding
Source: RefSeq, a predicted model, not a curated record